Messenger RNA from Effrenium voratum, 1953 nucleotides. The record is from the annotation of a GenBank genome assembly. Lineage: Eukaryota; Dinophyceae; Suessiales; Symbiodiniaceae.
AUGGCCAAUAUGCUGCUCGUGAUAGUGGCACUCACCGGCGUUGCUGUGGGGAAAUCCGCAUGCACGUCCAACCGGCCCCAGAUGAAGAGCUGCGGGGCGGAGUGCUUCAGCCACAGCGACGUGGCAUCUUGCUCAGCCGACUGCCUGGAGCAGAAGGGUGAAAGCUCCGUUUGUGCGCAGUGCUAUGGUCCCAAGAUCCAAUGCUCCAUCGAGAAGUGCGUGGACAAGUGCAACAACGAGUUCGACUUUAACGGGGACUGCCAGGCAUGCAUGAUGCAGACAUGUAACUUUGCUACCUCUUGCACCCCUGACAAGUCCGCGCCGGCACCAGUGGAUGCUUCCUUGCUCAAGGAGCUUGUCACCCUCGCCAAGACAAAGGACCCUGUUGCGGAGCCUGCGGCGGUUUGUGUGUCCAACAGGCCCGAGAUGAAGAGCUGCGGGGCGGAGUGCUUCAGCCACAGCGACGUGGCAUCUUGCUCAGCCGACUGCCUGGAGCAGAAGGGUGAAAGCUCCGUUUGUGCGCAGUGCUAUGGUCCCAAGAUCCAAUGCUCCAUCGAGAAGUGCGUGGACAAGUGCAACAACGAGUUCGACUUUAACGGGGACUGCCAGGCAUGCAUGAUGCAGACGUGCAACUUUGCUACCUCUUGCACCCCCGACAAGUCCGCGGCGGCACCAGUGGAUGCUUCCCUGCUCAAGGAGCUUGUCACCCUCGCCAAGACAAAGGACCCUGUUGCGGAGCCUGCGGCGGUUUGCGUGUCCAACAGGCCCGAGAUGAAGAGCUGCGGGGCGGAGUGCUUCAGCCACAGCGACGUGGCAUCUUGCUCAGCCGACUGCCUGGAGCAGAAGGGUGAAAGCUCCAUCCAGUGCUCCAUCGAGAAGUGCGUGGACAAGUGCAACGACGAGUUCGACUUCAACGGGGACUGCCAGGCAUGCAUGAUGCAGACGUGCAACUUUGCUACCUCUUGCACCCCCGACAAGUCUGCGCCGGCACCAGUGGAUGCUUCCUUGCUCAAGGAGCUUGUCACCCUCGCCAAGACAAAGGACCCUGUUGCGGAGCCUGCGGCAGUUUGCGUGUCCAACAGGCCCGAGAUGAAGAGCUGCGGGGCGGAGUGCUUCAGCCACAGCGACGUGGCAUCUUGCUCAGCCGACUGCCUGGAGCAGAAGGGUGAAAGCUCCAUUUGUGCGCAGUGCUAUGGUCCCAAGAUCCAGUGCUCCAUCGAGAAGUGCGUGGACAAGUGCAACGACGAGUUCGACUUUAACGGGGACUGCCAGGCAUGCAUGAUGCAGACGUGCAACUUUGCUACCUCUUGCACCCCCGACAAGUCCGCGCCGGCACCAGUGGAUGCUUCCUUGCUCAAGGAGCUUGUCACCCUCGCCAAGACAAAGGACCCUGUUGCGGAGCCUGCGGCGGUUUGCGUGUCCAACAGGCCCGAGAUGAAGAGCUGCGGGCGGAGUGCUUCAGCCACAGCAUGCAUGAUGCAGACGUGCAACUUUGCUACCUCUUGCACCCCCGACAAGUCCGCGCCGGCACCAGUGGAUGCUUCCUUGCUCAAGGAGCUUGUCACCCUCGCCAAGACAAAGGACCCUGUUGCGGAGCCUGCGGCGGUUUGCGUGUCCAACAGGCCCGAGAUGAAGAGCUGCGGGGCGGAGUGCUUAAGCCACAGCGACGUGGCAUCUUGCUCAGCCGACUGCCUGGAGCAGAAGGGUGAAAGCUCCGUUUGUGCGCAGUGCUAUGGUCCCAAGAUCCAGUGCUCCAUCGAGAAGUGCGUGGACAAGUGCAACGACGAGUUCGACUUUAACGGGGACUGCCAGGCAUGCAUGAUGCAGACGUGCAACUUUGCUACCUCUUGCACCCCCGACAAGUCCGCGCCGGCACCAGUGGAUGCUUCCUUGCUCAAGGAGCUUGCCGGUCUUGCGAAGCCCAAGUCCGGCUCUGACGUCCUGUACCCAUAG